This is a messenger RNA of Puntigrus tetrazona (Sumatra barb), 3831 nucleotides long. It is a transcript of the gene cd164, whose product is annotated as CD164 molecule, sialomucin. Gene Ontology annotation, cellular component: cytoplasmic vesicle. Bases 116 to 616 code for a protein of 166 amino acids. Lineage: Eukaryota; Metazoa; Chordata; Actinopteri; Cypriniformes; Cyprinidae. The record is from RefSeq and is a predicted model, not a curated record. The transcript has 6 exons.
CACGUGAUGCAGAAAGCAGGAAGCGCAGCCACAUCAACAGCAGCACUAGAGUGAAACUGCAGAGAGCUCGACCUGAACGCCCGAACCAGGACCGAGAAUAGACCAACUAGACACCAUGUUUUGGAGACUUUUCUUCGUGACAAUAUUGCUGGCCUUCUUCGGAUCGUCGAUAAACCAGGGACUGGCGCAGGAUGAAGACUGUGGAGUGUUGUCUUGUGGAGAAUGUGGAAAUACAACUCACUGCCAGUGGAUGAAGUGCCAAGAUACAGAGAAGUGUGUAAACGUCAGUGCUGAGAACCAAACUGCCAGCUGCGUUAAAGUGAACUGCACAGAUUCGACGCCAGCCCCGUCAGUGAGCCCUACUACCGCAAACACUACUAUCAAUGAUACCACAACAGCCACCACCACGACAGUUGCUCCGACUCAAAACGGCACCGCCACAAAUGCCACAUCUGUGUCUCCUGCUCCCACUCCUACUCCUUCUCCAUCAAAAUCAUCCACAUUCGAUGCUGCCAGUUUCAUCGGUGGAAUUGUGUUAGUGCUUGGCCUUCAAGCUGUCAUCUUUUUCCUUUACAAGUUCUGCAAAUCUAAGGAUCGCAACUACCACACCCUGUAACACGCUGCCACCUGGAGGCACCACAAAACCCACACUCUGACCCCCAAAAAAGAGAGACGUUGUGCUCACAGAUUCCUAAAUACUCUUGUAAUUAAUUCUUCAGUUUAACCUCAUAUUUGACUUUUAAUUCCUGUGAUUUGAGCUUUGUUUUGUUAAUCUUAGAGCUCUCACGAGCACUCAAGUUCAUUAACACAAAUACACCCAACACAAGAGUAAAUAUGCAUUAUGGGGUACGCGAAAUAUGUCCUGCUUUCGUGUACAACCACAGCUGUCUGAAAUGUUUCAUUAUAUGACAACACAGCGAUUUGUCUCCUCGGUAUCUUGGUGGUUCCCCUGAAAGGCAUAGAAGGGGGCAACUUCUCAUCACUCCUAUGACAAUACUAACAAACGUCCAGUGUUAAUUUCAGGUAACUUUACUAGAACAGUAUUUUAGACAGUUGCCAUGACUGAUGAUUCUCAAUAUUCCACCAAGCCCUUCAUAAUCAUCACCAUGUUCAAAAAUAUCUAUUGUUCAAGACCGAAUGAACAAUGUUUUUCCCCUUCAUUUCAAAUCUCUUUUGAAUUUUCAUCACAUAGUCCUUUGGGUUGUAUCCGUCUGUGUGUGAUUUUAAAACACCAUUUUUUUUUUUGGCCAUUUUUCUUAUUUACACCAAUCAAGAGAGCCAAAGUGUUGCAAUAAAUUACGUUCCCCAGAUUAAACAGUCACUAUGAACUAUCUACAGUUAGAGAACUAGUCUCAAAACUAGUUAAACCCCGCAUCUCGCUUCUUUUUCUCCUCCCCUAAGGGCACAGUGGAGUGCUGGGUAAUUUCAGAGAUGCAUUAUAUACCCAUACUUAGCAUUCUCUUUUUCUGGGGGGACUUACCAGCAUAUCGGCCAUAAGUUAUACUUUUGGGAGUUUAUGUGGGUUUGAAACGAUAGAAGCUCAGCCGAUCUAGUUCUACUAACAGUCGAAAUGAGUCUUCAUUAGAAUUAGUUGAUUCUGCCGGACAUGCGAAAAGAAUAAGGCACUAUGAGAGUGGAGGAUCCACGAUCCCGUUCAGAAUGAUUGACAGUUGAGUCAAAGUGCCUUUAGGUGGAGGCAGUGGCUUGCUGCCUUAAAAGUGAGCCUUAAUAGUGUGAAUGCGUUUGUGUUGGGCCUCUGUCGAGGCCAGGCUCUGUGUAAGAGUGUCUGCCUGUAUGUCAGUGUGUUUAUAGACACGCAUGCGUGCUUGUUUCGAUGAAGUAGAUCUAGCGUCUGCCAGCUGGACUGAUCGCUAUAUUAUACAGAGUAGAUCAUUAAAAGUUAAUUCAUUUGUUGGAUAUGUCAUGGUUCCUAAAAGCUUCUCUUUGUUCUGGAGGUUUUUUUUUUGUUACCUCAGAAAUGUUGGUUGGAUUCUAGCACUCCCUUUCAAAAACAGAUUGAUAUUUGUACAUAAUCGGAAUUCUGUGACCAUAAACUGAAUCAAUAAUAAUAUAUAUAUAUAUAUAUAUAUAUAUAUAUACUCAAAUGUCUUAAACUGAAGUGUACAUACUUCAUGAUGAUUAAAAACAGGCUUGUACGUAGAUACUGAUGUUUUUUUUAGGAGCCUUUGUGUUAAAUACCAUAAACAGAAUUGAAAUAUGCUCUAGAAAAGUGCUAUCAGAUGUUUUGCUUAUUGUCAUUUUGUUUUUCUGUUGCUACAAUUAUCUCAAGAUUUGGAAUAGAGUCUUAGAAUAGAGUUGUGUCGGUCUCAUCAUUUAAUGCUUGUUUUUUGGGUAGAUUUGAUUCCAAUGCACAAUUGACUUUCAAUACGCCUAAUUCCUGCCUUUGCUGAGCACAUUUUGUUUGGUACUAUGUUCAUAAAAUCAUUUGUCUGGAUAGUGUGUUGGCACGUUUAUAGGCCCGGGGGCCUGUAUUUUUAUUUUUUUUCCCCUUCAUUCCUGUGUUAUGAGAUAUGAAAUGUAAUAAUCUUGAUUAGCUUGCUGCUAAUAACUUCCUCUGCGAAACAGAAUGUCAUUGGCUUGGGAAGUGAUUUGGGUGGCAAAUUUUGUAAUGGCAGAAAUGAAAUGUUUUGUUUGGUGCGUGCUUUCGUUUUCAUCUGCUUUGUUGACCUCCUAAUGCGUUUCAUUCCCAGCAUUUCAUUCCUUCUAGGAAGAUGACUGUAAAGGCCUCACUUUCUUUGUUGAACCACUCUGAUUGCUUGUCUAUUGUCAUGUCAUGGUUCUUAAAUGCCAAAGUUGUCUAUUUUAGCACGAGUCACUGAAAAGCUGCUACAAUGCUUCAUGAGCUUCAUUGUGCCCAUAGUGUAGUCAUAGUGAGAUCCUAUUGUUUGCCAUUUCGCUUCAGCUUUGCCAAAUUAAAAACACUGUUUACUUUAGAGACGUUCAGACUGCGCAGUGUUUCGAUUAUGUAUUCUUUUUUAAUAAUGAACAUAAAACAUAAUUACACAACUCAUCACAGUAUUGUCUGUUUAGCAUCAGGCUACAUCCAAAGAUCCCACUUGGUUGCGAAUCGAUUUUCCGCUGUGCAUGCAAAGGGCUGUAAAGAACAUGCUACAUUUUUCGUAUUCAGAGCUUAGUGAAGGAUGCUGUGUCAGACGGUGAAUGGCUCAAAAUCCUCUCACACUCGGAGAAUUCAACCUAAUUUCAAGUAGUCUGUGGCCUUGAUUUCUUAUGCCUUUUGUUUGUGUGCAUGCGUGUAUCAGAUUUCCACAGAAACAGCCAUAACAAUGCCAUAUUCUGUCAUCGCUCUGAGCUAGUGUUGCAUUCCUUGCUGCACCUUUUGAAGAUGAAGUGCCUUAAUUAUUUAAGAUUAGACAAUGAAGAUUACUAUUGUCAUGAAGACUUGCACUCAAAUGGAUUUGAACGUUUUAGAGUGAAGUUGUGAGUGGAUGAUGAGUAUAGCAUUUUGCUUGUGCCACCCUUUUGUUAUCUUAAUUGCUAAGAUUUAACACUUAACGGAGUAAUUUCUUUUUUUUAAUGGCUGUAAUUACAUUUGGUCUGUUGUCCAGCAGUGCAUUUUUUUUUUUUUUAAUUGCUUCUCUUAAACAUGCACAUGCCCAACACACACUCUUGUCAAUAAGAAGACGCUCAACUGUUGCGUCUGUGUCCAGAAACUCUGCCUUAAUUGUUUUAUGCUCUAUCUUGGUUUUAUUUCUCUGGAACACUUUCUUUUGUUCUCGUUUUCUCAUUUCAGAUCUGCAUUCGCAAUUAGGUUGGAAAUGUGAUUAAUUAAAGUUUGAGUAUUGUAAAACA